This is a messenger RNA of Rhagoletis zephyria (snowberry fruit fly), 1778 nucleotides long. RefSeq lists its product as uncharacterized. The record is from RefSeq and is a predicted model, not a curated record. NCBI's taxonomy places the organism in Eukaryota, Metazoa, Arthropoda, Insecta, Diptera, Tephritidae.
UAAACACAAACAACAAAAAAUGUCUGAUAUACCAUUUGGAUCUUAAGCAAGCGCCUAAAAAUAGGCUUGAGUUUUCAGCAGCAAAAUUAUAUAGUGAAACAGCACAAAAUGCUUUGAUACACACAAAAUAGAACAAAAAAAGAUUUUAACGAAAGAUAAAACAUUUGAGUAACAAGCUACUAAAAAAAAAUAAAUAAAUUCAAUAAAAAUCGCAAUUCAUCGAAAACGCCUACGCGUUAGUGCUGCCUCGAGUGCAAUUUGUUUUCGUGGCCAACAAUUCAAAAAAAAAAAAAAAACAAUUAGCGAUUGGUUUCGGUCGCUUGGUUCUGAACCAUUGCCUCUGUGCUUGUUUGUAGUCGCUUGUGUGUGUGUGUGCGCGCGUACGUGAGUCGAUCAGCUGUGGCUUGUGGCGUAAAAUGCCGCUGUUGGCCACCACAUUAUUAUGAUGGAGACAUUCAUUGUCCUUGGGCUAUGUUUCAUUCUAUACGAAGCACUGGAUUUCUUUCAAGGAUGCAUGCAUAGUACAUCACCCAAUUCAACCGAUCAAAUCGAAGCGUAUCGCCGCCAACUGGACGAGCAGCGACAGCAGCAGCAACAAGAGCAGUUCAUCGCCAAUUUAACGCCGCUCUUGGGCGCCCAACUGUUGGCUGCCACCUCCAACAUUUCACUCUCGCCCAGCGAAUCCUCAGCGAGCAUCAUAAGUGAACAGCUGCGCGCACAACAACAACGCGAACAGCUCGAACAGCUACGUAGCAGCAGUAGCGUGCGCAGUGAACGUAGCAAUAGCGAUAACUCAGCUAGCACGCCAGCGCUCCACAGCAGCGGUUUGGGUAGCACUUUUGGUUCAGCGGCUGGUAGUGGCAGCUUAAGCGCGGCUAGCGCAAGCGUUGGUAGUGUCGGCAGCAGUGGUGGUGCUGCCUUUCGGCCCGCCUAUCGUAGCGUCUACGAGUCACAAGAGUUGUACGCUACCUCAUCGCUGCCGCGCGACUACUACUUCCUGCAACAGCAGCAGCAGAAGAACAAACAUUCGGCGCGUUCACUUUUCUCGAAAUUUGGUGCCUCCAAUUCGGAUAAUCGCAUUUUUCCCGAAACAGCUUCGGUGCUGGGCGUGCCUGCGGGUGUGAUUACCCAACAGCCAGUCGCGAGCGUAAAUCACUUUGAUUGCUUACCGCCCACGGCGACACCUGCUUCGCCUCUGGCAGUAGACUUAAAGCGCGCCAUAUUGAGUAAGAAUAAUUAUAAUAGCAAAAACAAAAACAAUAAAAACGCAACAAACAACGAAAAGAAACGCACAGGGGGUGUGGAAAGUGUGCAGGUGCAUGGUUUGGCGGUAAUAGCCAGUCCAUCGCGUGAUCCACCCAACCCUGCACGUGCUAUCGAACGAGAGAAGCCACGAAAUCGUAUUGCCUCAGCUGCCAACGUUACCGCGAGCGCGUUGCGUAGGCACGAAAGUGACGCCAGUUCAUCGGAUUGUGAAUCGGACUCGAGUGGUGAGUCAUCUGACUCCUCGGCAUCCGCAUCGGCCGGUUCCGCGUCGCUAGCCUCGUGCGGUGAGGACAGUGAUCCUGGGCUAGGCGAAGAACGUGAAUUCGGUCUAUCAAAUUCGUGUUCGUCGUCGCAUGCGGACUUUCGGGAAAUCGAAUGUGAACGUUUGAGACGCAAGUGCGUGAGUGUGAAACGCAUCUACAGUAUAUCGGAGAAGUUUUGAAGUCAAAGUGAGAGAAAUGUGUCACGAAACGGUAAAUGACUGCUUUAGAGCAAAGAGUUUGAAGUUGUAA